GUAAUUUAAGGAGUGGAAGGUACGAGUAUGUCCUGAAUAGUCUGUGUUUGGUUAGGGUUAACGACUACUAUUUGUUGAAAGAAUCAAAGUCCAAUAUUAUUACUGAAGACCUUUUUUGCAAGCCUAAUUUAAAUAUGGCAGCGGACUUGACAAGUUUGGUUUCUAGGUUGGAAAAUGUAGCAAUAAAGUUGGAAAAAGCAGUUAACAAAAACCAACAGCUAUCACCAAAUGAAGGUGGUGGAGAUGUUCUGGCUCCUCUUGUUCUUGCUUAUGAUGAACUUAUUCAAGGACCUUUCAAGUCUUUUCACAGUCUCGGUGCCAAGCUAGGAAAUGAAGUUCUAAUACUGGCUGAUAUGGUAGAAACCGCCGUAAGAGCUCAAAGACAGUUCCUUAUCACUGUUUCUAAAUGUCGGCAACCUACUGAGAAUGUUCUCAUGUCUCUCUUGAAACCAACAUCGGAUCAAAUUCAGGCUAUCCAGGAAUUUCGACAGAAGAAUCGAGCUAGUGCUUACUUUAACCACUUGUCUGCUGUGAGUGAGUCUAUUCCAGCUCUCGGUUGGGUAGCAGUGGCCCCAACCCCAGCACCUUAUGUGAAAGAAAUGCUGGAUGCUGGUCAGUUUUACACUAAUAGAGUAUUGAUGGAUUACAAAGACAAGGAUAAGAUUCACGUUGACUGGGCUCGUAACUGGCUGCAGUUUUUAAAUGAGUUGCAGGCCUAUGUUAAAAAAUAUCAUCUCACUGGCCUCACCUGGAACUCUUCUACAGAUGUUUUAGAAUAUUGGGAAGAUUCUUAUAUGUCUAUAAGUGUUGAAUGGUUGUGUCAGAAGGCUUCUAUACAGAUGGUGAUGGAUAAGAGAUUGAAAUGUGAAGACAGCAUCGGUAGUAUGAGACACGUGUUAGUAAAUAUUAAAGAACAUUCUUACAGAUUCUUAACA
Limulus polyphemus (Atlantic horseshoe crab) is the source of this 935-nucleotide messenger RNA. Its product is annotated as adenylyl cyclase-associated protein 1-like. Gene Ontology annotation, cellular component: cytoplasm. The record is from RefSeq and is a predicted model, not a curated record. Gene Ontology annotation, biological process: cytoskeleton organization; cell morphogenesis; regulation of adenylate cyclase activity. The transcript has 9 exons. Gene Ontology annotation, molecular function: actin binding; adenylate cyclase binding. NCBI's taxonomy places the organism in Eukaryota, Metazoa, Arthropoda, Merostomata, Xiphosura, Limulidae. The annotation marks the transcript as partial.